AUGCAGGAAGAGAUUUUGUAUGUGAAGAAACUUAGCGAAAAUGCCACAAUUCCUGUACGGGGAUCGGUUCAUGCAGCUGGAUAUGAUUUGUUUAGUGCUGCCGAUGUGACAGUAAAAGCACGUGGAAAGGCUCUGAUUCCGACGGAUCUGUCUGUGGCUAUUCCUCCGAAUUGUUAUGGUCGUGUUGGUAUGAAGUGCUCUUCCCUAUUCUAUUUUGUAGCUCCGCGUUCAGGCCUAGCCCUUAAGAAGUUCAUUGACGUGGGUGCAGGCGUUGUGGACUGUGACUACCGUGGUCCUCUGGGAAUCGUACUGUUCAAUUUUGGAGACGAGGAUUUCGAAGUGAAGAAGGGAGAUCGUGUAGCUCAGCUUGUGUUGGAGCGAAUCUGUAUGGCUCCCAUUGUGGAAGUGGAGAGUCUGGAUGAAACGAGCAGGGGUAGUGGUGGUUUUGGGUCAACGGGGGUAAAGAAAGUUCGUACUGAUUGUUGUUUUUGUUCAAAUCAAACUGUGUUUUUGAUAGCAAUAAAAAUGGGCAACAGCUUGGAUGGGAUUGGAUUGGAUCAACGAGUGAUUUGUGAGUUGUAUGGAUGUUGA
Messenger RNA from Blastocystis hominis, 591 nucleotides. RefSeq lists its product as hypothetical. The coding region runs from base 1 to 591 and encodes 196 amino acids. NCBI's taxonomy places the organism in Eukaryota, Bigyra, Opalinata, Blastocystidae. The transcript has 3 exons. Gene Ontology annotation, biological process: dUMP biosynthetic process; dUTP catabolic process. Gene Ontology annotation, molecular function: dUTP diphosphatase activity; magnesium ion binding. The record is from RefSeq and is a predicted model, not a curated record.